GCUUGAGGAACAAACAAAGAAGCAAAAAAAAAAAAAAAGAAAAAAAAAAAAAAAAAAAAAAAAAAAAAAAAAAAAAAAGAAAAAAAAAAAAGAAAGAAAAAAAAAAGAAAAUCAAAGGAGGGGGUGUUGAAGGCACACACUUCCCUUCCUCUUUCUCUCUGUUUCAUCGUAAACGAAGAAGAAACGCUGCAGCCACAGCCACAGCCACCACCGCCACCAUCACAGCUGAGAGAACAGAGAAUCCGAUCGGAGAAUAUUCGGUCGAACGGACUCGUUCUGAGUUGGAUCGGGCGAGUUCCGCCGCGAAGAUGAGCGGAUGGGAGAGGCUGAGGCCGUCGACGGUGAGGCUCGGUCGCGAUUCCAAUUCCGGCGGCAACAUCAGCAUGGGCGAGCGCAUUCCCUCCAGUCGGACCGUUCGGCUCGGCCGAGUCCAGCCACAGGCCCCUGGCCACCGCACCAUUUAUUGCAACGAUCGCGACGCCAAUCUCCCUGUCAAAUUCAAGGGGAAUUCUAUAUCAACGACAAAGUACAGCUUCUUUACUUUUUUGCCAAAAGGACUGUUCGAACAGUUCAGACGGGUAGCUAAUCUCUACUUUCUUACAAUCUCAAUUUUAUCAACAACGCCAAUCAGUCCUGUGAGUCCAAUAACGAAUGUGCUCCCCUUGAGCUUGGUGCUUUUUGUUUCUCUUGUUAAAGAAGCGUUUGAGGAUUGGAAACGCUUUCAGAAUGAUAUGUCAAUUAAUAAUAAUCCUGUGGAAGUGUUGCAAGAUCAAAAGUGGGAAACUAUUCCAUGGAAAAAAUUGCAGGUUGGGGACAUUGUAAGGAUAAAGCACGACGGAUUCUUCCCUGCAGAUCUGCUUUUUCUUGCAAGCACAAACGCAGAUGGUGUCUGCUACAUUGAGACUGCAAAUUUGGAUGGGGAAACCAAUUUGAAGAUCAGAAAGGCAUUGGAAAAGACUUGGGAUUAUUUGACUCCUGAAAAAGCAUCAGAAUUUAAAGGCGAAGUGCAGUGUGAACAACCAAACAAUUCAUUAUACACUUUCACGGGCAAUCUCAUUAUUCAGAAGCAAACAUUACCUCUCACGCCAAACCAAGUUCUGCUGAGAGGAUGCAGUCUAAGAAACACCGAGUACAUUGUUGGGGCUGUUCUUUUCUCAGGUCACGAAACAAAGGUUAUGAUGAAUGCCAUGAAUGUUCCUUCCAAAAGAAGUACUCUAGAGAGGAAACUCGACAAACUCAUCCUUGCACUGUUUGGUACUCUAUUUGUCAUGUGCCUAAUUGGAGCGAUUGGCAGCGGUGUAUUCAUUGAUCGCAAGUACUUCUACUUGGGUCUUAAUGUAGAUGUUGAGAAUCAGUUCAACCCUAAUAGACCUUUUGUGGUUGCUAUUCUUACUAUGUUCACUCUUAUUACUCUAUAUUCAACUAUCAUACCUAUCUCUCUGUAUGUUUCCAUUGAGAUGAUCAAAUUUAUUCAGUCCACCCAAUUUAUUAACAAGGACUUGCAUAUGUAUCACGUCGAAACCAAUACCCCUGCAUUGGCUAGGACUUCCAAUUUGAACGAGGAACUGGGACAGGUGGAGUACAUCUUUUCUGAUAAAACUGGAACACUAACGAGAAACUUAAUGGAGUUCUUCAAAUGUUCAAUUGGAGGAGAUGUUUAUGGCACUGGUGUCACUGAAAUAGAGACAGGAAUAUCACAGCGGAGAGGCAUUAAACUUGAGGAUUGUCAAAAGUCAACCAACGUGGUGCAAGAGAAAGGAUUCAACUUUGAUGAUCCCAGGCUUAUGAGGGGAGCUUGGAGGAAUGAGCCUAAUCCUGAUCUUUGCAAGGAAUUUUUCAGAUGCCUUGCUAUAUGUCAUACUGUGCUUCCUGAGGGUGAUGAGUCUCCGGAGAAAGUUACAUAUCAAGCCGCAUCACCAGAUGAAGCUGCUUUGGUAACUGCUGCAAAAAACUUUGGCUUCUUCUUUUACAGGCGUACUCCUACAACGAUAUAUGUUCGGGAGUCUCAUGUUGAAAAGAUGGGUAAAGUCCAAGAUGUUUCAUAUGAAAUCCUAAAUGUCCUUGAGUUCAAUAGUACAAGGAAGCGCCAAUCCGUUGUUUGUCGAUAUCCAGAUGGCAGGCUCGUACUGUACUGCAAGGGUGCUGAUACUGUAAUCUAUGAGAGAUUAGCUGAUGGUCAAGAUGAUAUCAAGAAAGUAUCUAGGGAGCACUUGGAGCAAUUUGGAUCUUCUGGAUUACGUACGCUUUGCUUGGCUUAUAGAGAUUUAAGUUCUGAUAUGUAUGAAAGCUGGAAUGAGAAGUUCAUCCAGGCUAAAUCUUCUCUACGUGAUCGUGAAAAGAAGUUGGAUGAGGUGGCAGAAAUCAUAGAAAAGGAGCUAAUUUUUAUUGGGUGUACUGCCAUUGAGGAUAAGCUUCAAGAAGGAGUUCCAGCUUGCAUAGAGACUCUUUCAAAAGCUGGUAUUAAGAUUUGGGUGCUAACAGGGGACAAGAUGGAAACUGCAAUUAAUAUAGCUUAUGCAUGCAAUCUUAUCAACAAUGAUAUGAAACAAUUUAUCAUCAAUUCGGAAACUGAUGCAAUUAGAGAAGUCGAAAACAGGGGUGACCAAGUGGAAAUUGCGCGGUUCAUUAAAGAAGAAGUCAAGAAGGAGUUGAAAAAGUGCCUUGAGGAAGCACAACACUUUCUUCACACAGUGGCUGCACCAAAGUUAGCUCUUGUAAUAGAUGGGAAAUGCUUGAUGUAUGCAUUAGACCCAAGCUUACGAGUGAUGCUACUAAAUUUAAGUUUAAAUUGUUGUUCAGUGGUUUGCUGUCGAGUUUCUCCUCUGCAGAAAGCACAGGUUACGAGUCUGGUCAAGAAAGGUGCAAAAAAAAUAACACUUAGCAUUGGUGAUGGUGCUAAUGACGUUAGUAUGAUUCAGGCCGCUCAUGUUGGCAUUGGAAUCAGUGGACAAGAGGGCAUGCAGGCGGUGAUGGCUAGUGAUUUUGCAAUUGCCCAGUUUCGUUUUCUUACAGAUUUACUUCUUGUGCAUGGACGGUGGUCGUAUCUUAGGUUAUGCAAGGUUAUUACAUAUUUCUUUUACAAGAAUCUUACUUUCACUCUGACUCAAUUUUGGUUCACCUUUCAAACUGGAUUUUCUGGUCAAAGAUUCUAUGACGACUGGUUUCAAUCAUUGUAUAACGUCAUAUUCACAGCCCUGCCUGUGAUCAUGGUUGGGCUUUUUGACAAGGAUGUCAGUGCAUCUCUUUCCAAGAAAUAUCCUGAAAUAUACAGGGAGGGGAUAAAAAAUGUCUUUUUCAAAUGGAGGGUUGUGGCAAUAUGGGCCUUCUUUUCUGUCUAUCAAUCUCUUAUCUUCUUUUACUUCGUGAGCGUUUCAAGUUCAAAUGCUCAAAAUUCCUCUGGCAAGAUGUUUGGUCUUUGGGAUGUCAGCACAAUGGCCUUCACCUGUGUUGUAGUGACAGUCAACCUACGGCUUCUUUUGAUGUGCAAUUCAAUUACAAGAUGGCAUUACAUUAGUGUUGGAGGAAGCAUUUUGGCGUGGUUUUUAUUCAUUUUCAUAUACUCGGGCAUUAUGACUUCAUAUGAUCGACAGGAAAAUAUUUUCUUUGUUAUUUAUGUCUUGAUGAGUACAUUCUACUUCUACUUGACACUUACACUUGUUCCUAUUGUUGCGCUUCUCGGCGACUUCAUCUACCAGGGGGUUCAGAGAUGGUUCUUCCCAUAUGAUUAUCAGAUUGUUCAGGAAAUUCACAUGCAUGAGCCCGAAGGUAGAACUAGAACAGAAUUGCUAGAGAUUGAAAACCACCUCACCCCAGAUGAAGCCAGGAGCUAUGCCAUAGCUCAACUCCCAAGAGAGUUGUCAAAACACACUGGCUUUGCUUUUGACUCACCUGGGUACGAGUCAUUCUUCGCUGCACAGCUUGGUGUGUUUGCGCCGCAGAAAGCGUGGGAUGUUGCUCGCAGAGCCAGCAUGAAGUCCCGUCCGAAGAUAGGGCAGAGGAAAUAAACUGAAAGAGGACACUCUUGUAUAAAAGAAUAUUCAUUUUGACAGUCAGCCGUAGAAAAAUUUGUAAAUUUAGCUCGUGCCAUAUUCUAGUUUAGUUUUUGUUUUACAUAUAUACAUAUAGAUUCUCUUUUUUGUUCCACUUUCAAAAUCUGUUUUCGUACUGUUGAGGAACUAGUUGUGCCAGGUUUCUCAAGAGUGUACAUUUACAUUAGAUAAACUCCGAGCUUUUUUUUUUUUUUUUUUGUUUUUUUUUUCUCGGUGCAAGUUGACCUAAUUUGUCCUUCAAGUUGUAUAUGAUUCUAUAUUCAUUGUGGCCUAGUUAGAAAUCCUACCAUUUCCCAA
Messenger RNA from Morus notabilis, 4346 nucleotides. RefSeq names its product phospholipid-transporting ATPase 3. Lineage: Eukaryota; Viridiplantae; Streptophyta; Magnoliopsida; Rosales; Moraceae. Gene Ontology annotation, molecular function: ATP binding; ATP hydrolysis activity; magnesium ion binding. Gene Ontology annotation, cellular component: plasma membrane. The coding region runs from base 309 to 4004 and encodes 1231 amino acids. The transcript is spliced from 27 exons. Gene Ontology annotation, biological process: phospholipid translocation. The record is from RefSeq and is a predicted model, not a curated record.